UUCAAAUCUGAAAACUCUUCAACUUCUAUGCAAGUGUUAGAGUAACUAAGAAUGAGUAUAUCAUCAUAUGUGUUAAUUCUCUCUCUCUCUCUGCUUUCUCAAGGUUUUCUACUCUCAGUUUCAAAAUCUCUGCAAAAUGUAGAAGAUGAAGAUAUGUUGCUAACCACAUUAAAUCUAGGAAAAACUCCUCGAAAUGGAGAUAGAACUGCAAACAGAGGAGAUAUACCUUUGCUGAAGUAUUAUAAGACUGAAGACAGUAGUGUUUUGGACAAAGAGGACGACAGAAAUAGGAAAGUUUGGGACACAGGUUCCAGACAUGAUUCCUUAAAUCAUAUUACGGCAAUAAACUUAGGUAGGAAGCAACUACCUUAUCUUGCACUGAAGGGAGCCAUGGCUUUUCCAGCUGACACUGAAAUUCAAAAUAUUGAAUCAAUACAAGAAAGGGAUACUGCAGCUGGAGAAAAUUCACCUAAAUUCCCCAUAGGAAGGAGAGAUUUUGACUGUAAGUAUAUCUUUAUUUCACACACAAAAAAAAAAUACUCAAUUUUGUUAAACUACAAAGCCAAAAUGUGCACAGGGGAGGAAGAAUUUAUUAACAUUUCCAGAGACCAUAAAUGA
Messenger RNA from Pogoniulus pusillus (Red-fronted tinkerbird), 618 nucleotides. RefSeq names its product pro-melanin concentrating hormone (gene PMCH). Bases 52 to 618 code for a protein of 188 amino acids. NCBI's taxonomy places the organism in Eukaryota, Metazoa, Chordata, Aves, Piciformes, Lybiidae. The transcript is spliced from 2 exons. Gene Ontology annotation, molecular function: type 1 melanin-concentrating hormone receptor binding; melanin-concentrating hormone activity. Gene Ontology annotation, biological process: behavior; chemical synaptic transmission. The record is from RefSeq and is a predicted model, not a curated record.